GAAAUGAAGAGAAACCUUAGACAACCCCACACCAACAACAUGGCAGACUGUUUAACAAAUACUGAAACAUUAUCAAUUAUUUUUUACACAAAUCGAAAAUAAUCAUGAAAGAGAUGAUAGGAGGAUGCUGUGUUUGUGCCGAUGAAAGAGGAUGGGACGAAAAUCCGUUGGUUUACUGCGAUGGUUCGCAGUGCACGGUUGCUGUUCACCAAGCAUGCUACGGAAUAAUAUCAGUACCGACUGGACCAUGGUAUUGCAGAAAAUGUGAAUCUCAAGAAAGAGCAGCUCGAGUAAAAUGUGAAUUAUGUCCUCAAAGAGAGGGUGCCAUGAAACGAACAGACAGUAAUGGGUGGUGUCACGUUGUUUGUUCCCUCUAUAUUCCUGAAGCUUGGUUUGGUAACGUAGAAACUAUGGAGCCUAUUAUACUUAAGAGUGUUCCUGAUGAAAGAUACGGAAAGACAUGUUACGUCUGCGAACAAAACAACAGAGCAAGCAAAGCCACGACCGGAGCUUGUAUGCAAUGCAACAAACCUGGUUGUAAGCUGUAUUUUCACGUGACAUGUGCUCAGUCUGUUGGUCUAUUGUGCGAAGAGCAGGGAGCAAUGAUGGACAAUGUCAAGUACUGCGGAUACUGCAAUCAGCAUUUAAGGAAAUUGAAGCGAGAUGGAACAUACAUUAAGGUCAUUCCGGCAUUUAAACCGGUCGCUGAAUCCGACAAGUCGCCGGAAAAGGGUCGAGAAAGUAAUUCAUCUUCCACUUCAAAGUUUACAUCAGCUAAUUUCCAAGAAAUUAAAUCUAAUACUGAUGAAAAAAUUGCUAAGAAGAAGGGAGAACACUCAAGAAAGAAUUCUUCAUCUUCAACAGCCAGUAGUUCAUCUACAGAAUCUUCCAGUUCUUCUUCCUCGUCGGAGAAUAAGCAGACUCAAAAUAAGGCUGCGUUAAAAGCACCUCCGAAGGAAAUGAGUGCCACUACUAAACCAUCGUCGCAGUUCCUACCGAAUACUUCUGCCUAUUCGUAUUCAUUUGAUACUUUUGUUAAGCAAAACCCAAAUUCUGAUUCGAAAAAAAAAGAAGAUAAGGAUACAGAAAAGGAGAAAGAAAAAGAAAAAGAAAAAGAUAAGGAGAAAGACAGGGAAAGAGAGAGAGAGAAAGAAAAAGAGAAGGAGAAAGAGAAGGAGAAAGAAAAGGAAAAAGAAAAACCGUUAUCGAUGGAAAAGAAGAAACAACAAAAAAGGACUAAAUCUCCUACAAAAACCGUCAAAGAUUAUUUAACUAAUCCGUCAAGUUCUGGUGACGACGUUAAAAAUAAAAUUCCUGCCAAAAAGUCUAGAAAAGAAAAAUCUUCGGGCUCUACAUCUGCAUCAUCUAGUGUUGAUAAUACUCCAAAAUUAUCUUCUUUGGUCAGUACGGCAAAUUCUAAUUCAAAUUCAAAUUCAAAUGCUAAUUCAUCAGCUGCAGUGGAUGGAAAAACUAGCUCAGGCCUUUUUACCCCUCUAAAACCAGGACUGAAAAACAAACAAUCUCUCCUUCAAUCUCUGACUUCAUUUAGCUCAAAUUCUCAAAUGCCAACAACAAUGGAACAGUUAUUGGAACGACAAUGGGAACAAUCCUCCCAAUUUAUGCUGGAACAAACCUCUCAGCAUUUCGAUAUUGCAGCUAUGAUUCAAUGUCUUUACCAACUACAGCACGAGAAUAUGAAGUUAGAAGAACAGAUCUCAAGAUUGGUUAUGAAAAAGGAGCAACUUUUAUCAAUAAAUGCUCGUCUGUCAUUGCCUUUAUCCGCUACCGCCGCUCUUGGUGCGCAAGGAGGAGUUACUGGCUUAGACGCUCAGAUGUCGAGUUCAAUAACGACAUCUGUAAGAAAUGAAGCGAAUAAACCAUCAAAUACGUUGUCAAUCGCUUCCUUUACAAAUUCACUUACAUCAGGGUCAAUGUCGUUCAGUGAUACGAAAAGUACCAAUAAACUUGGUAAUACUUCCGAUAUACAUCAUCAAUUGAUGCAAAAUCAGUCAAUUUUGAGUCAUGCUGCAACAUCGUCAUUAAUGUCAUCAGCUUUUUCUCAGGCUUCCCAAAAAUCCUUUUUUAAUUCGAGUAAUAAUGAAAAACCGGGAAAAUCUUGA
Messenger RNA from Dimorphilus gyrociliatus, 2120 nucleotides. NCBI's taxonomy places the organism in Eukaryota, Metazoa, Annelida, Polychaeta, Dinophilidae. The record is from the annotation of a GenBank genome assembly.